ACGGAGUGGCAUCACUCCACUCUCCACGACUGAGUUAGACAGACGUGUGGAAACCGAGUAUCAUCGACUUGAAGAUUGCUAUUGUCAAAUGGUAACAACGUCAGAGACAGUUCAAGGAUACCGAUUGGCACUUGGAAUGCGCUCUGGCUCGCGGUGCUCCGAGCCCAAGGUAAACCAAAGGGGAAACAUGCACAAUUCGAACUCAACUGCUCCAAGUUUUGCAGCGAUUUUCUAGAUCUGGACACGUCCUCACUCUCAAGCAUCGUGUGUCGAUCUACUGCGAUGCUGAUGGGAUGAUUUUAUUUAAUCACAAAAUACGAACCACGGGAUUACUAAAACGUCAACGUUUUUACGGUCGGUUGUCAGUUGAAUAAUAAUUACGUUCUGAAAUUGGUGACUUCGGAACACACGAAAAGACGAACUCCAGGGGGCAUCGCUACCUUGUCUCCAGUAACAUUUCCUUGAUUGACAUUCCUUCCAUCAGAUCAUAUGAGUGCAGCGUUCAGUCCUUCGUUUAUGAUGAUGCAGCGCCCACUGGGAAGCACCACUGCCUUCAGCAUCGACUCUCUGAUCGGCGGGCCCCCUCAGCCCAGCCCGGGACACUUCGUCUACACUGGUUACCCCAUGUUCAUGCCGUACCGGUCAGUGGUGCUACCGCCGCCCCCUCCGCCACCCCCUGCCUUGCCCCAGUCCGCCUUGCAGCAGGGUCUCUCAGCUACCCAUCCGCACCACCAGAUCCCCAGCCUGCAGAACUCAUUCUGCUCCAGCCUGGCUCAGGGCAUGGCACUCACCUCCACCCUCAUGGCCAGCCUGCCAGGAGGGUUCUCGGCUUCACAGCAGCAUCAGGAGGCGGCGAGGAAGUUCGGUUCGCAGUCCCUCCACGCGGUCUUCGACAAAUCUCAGGACAUUCGUUUGGAUGGAGACGACGGAAAGACUUUUUUAGGGAAAGAGUCGGCCGCACUCCCCUCCUACCACGACUCAGACCCAGUGCAAUCUUCCACAGCCAGAACUAAUAGCAAAGAAGACCAGAAAGAGGACGAGUGCAAUAGAAAAGAUGAGAGUUUCUCAAUGGACAGCGAUUUAGACUAUAGCUCCGAUGACAACAUGACUGGUAACUCAAUGUGCCAGAAAGAUGACGGGGACGGUAACGUGGACGACGGCGUUCAUGGGUCUAACGGCACUGGCAGCACCACUUCUACCGGCAAGAACCGACGACGGAGAACGGCGUUCACGAGCGAGCAGCUCUUAGAACUGGAGAAGGAAUUCCAUUGUAAGAAAUACCUGUCUUUGACGGAACGCUCACAGAUCGCCCAUGCAUUGAAACUCAGCGAAGUUCAAGUCAAGAUCUGGUUCCAGAACCGGAGGGCCAAGUGGAAACGCGUGAAGGCCGGUAAUGUCAACUCCAAAACCGGAGAGCCCUCUAGGAACCCAAAAAUUGUUGUGCCCAUCCCUGUGCACGUCAGUCGGUUUGCAAUAAGGAGUCAGCACCAACAGUUAGAACAGGCCAGGCCUUAACAUUUAUGUUUAUGGUACUGAUGGACUAACUACUGAUUCGGUUAAUAACACUGUUCAAAACAAAACGUGUCACUGUGGGACAACUGAUAAUUACAAACCAAUUUGUUCCUUUCGGGAGUCACUGUAAGCCAGAGGAAAGCAAAUUAGUUGAUGGUAGCCUACGUUUGUUGCCUUUCCUCUGCUUUACUGCUGAAUCGAUCCAACUGCCUGUUGACUGAACCUCUAAGAAGACAAAAAAAUGUGACAUAUUCAUUACCCUGGUUACGAGUGUAAAUAUCGAGUUGGACCCUUAUCUAUAACCGCCAUGGGACCAAAUCAGGACAAUUCAACGAGAAACAAAUUCCAACUGUACAUUUCCGAGAAUAUGAAAAAUUAUAGCCCACUUUUAAUUCUUUAUGAGUUUUUUGACAUUUGUAUGUGCUGCUGAUUCUGAAAAAACGUAUGUCUGCUUGUAUUAUUGUUGUUUUAACAGCAGGCGCAAAUCACAUAAGAAUGAACCAGCCUUGUCUCAAAAGGAGCACUUUUAUAGUUUCUAUUUGUAACACUAGAGCAAUUACACCCCCCCCCAUCCCCGCCCCCCGGUACACACACGCACGCACGCACUGUGGACGCCUACACAUUGCCAACCACACGAACACACUACAUCUCAACAACCAUCACCUCCACCAAAAAGUGCCCCUGAAAAACGUAUUGGUUCUCAGUUUUUGUUUCUGUUUCCAGUUGAUUCCAUGGUUGCUUGAAUUAUUUUUCCUAAUUGUGACUUUUUCAAUAUUCGGGAAGCACGCUGCUAAUUCAUUUAAUAUUGUGCAAAAAGUAACUAACAUUUCAUGACUUAUUAAAUAAUAUAGUGUGAAUUAAAGAUGGAACCAUUCGGAUUAUGUCAAAAAAGUUCUCCGUUGUUUGUCAUUCAGAUUAAGAUAGUAAUUUUGAAUUUAAAAUAUUGUGCGUAUGGCAUAGU
This is a messenger RNA of Esox lucius (northern pike), 2473 nucleotides long. It is a transcript of the gene gbx2, whose product is annotated as gastrulation brain homeobox 2. Gene Ontology annotation, cellular component: nucleus. The transcript is spliced from 2 exons. The coding region runs from base 490 to 1515 and encodes 341 amino acids. Lineage: Eukaryota; Metazoa; Chordata; Actinopteri; Esociformes; Esocidae. The record is from RefSeq and is a predicted model, not a curated record. Gene Ontology annotation, biological process: regulation of nervous system development; regulation of transcription by RNA polymerase II. Gene Ontology annotation, molecular function: DNA-binding transcription factor activity, RNA polymerase II-specific; RNA polymerase II transcription regulatory region sequence-specific DNA binding.